Molecule: messenger RNA, 4637 nt
Organism: Trachemys scripta elegans
Lineage: Eukaryota; Metazoa; Chordata; Testudines; Emydidae
Gene: LAMB2
Product: laminin subunit beta 2
Biological process (GO): substrate adhesion-dependent cell spreading; cell migration; basement membrane assembly
Cellular component (GO): laminin trimer
Molecular function (GO): extracellular matrix structural constituent; integrin binding
Source: RefSeq, a predicted model, not a curated record
GCUCGCCGACCUCAACGACAGCCAGGGGGCACAGGGGCCGGCCCGCUAUCUGCACAGGGCCCUCCAGGGAGGCCGGACCCCCCGUGCCCAUGGAGCUGCUGUUUGCUCUCCUGCUGCUGGUCCAGGUGCCCGGUGCGGGGAGCCAGGACGUGCCCGGCUGCUCCGCGGGGAGCUGCCACCCGGCCACCGGGAACCUGCUGAUCGGGCGGGCCCAGAACCUGAGUGCCACGUCCACCUGUGGACUGCAGGGGCCCCAGGAAUACUGCAUCGUCAGCCACCUGCAGGACUCGGAGAAAUGCUUCUCCUGCGACUCCCGGUCCCCGUCUCUGCGCAACAGCCACCGCAUCCAGAACGUGGUGUACCUCGGCGGCCGGGAUGGCCACACCACCUGGUGGCAGUCAGAGAAUGGCGUGGAGCACGUCACCAUCCGCCUGGACCUGGAGGCCGAGUUCCACUUCACCCACCUCAUCAUGACCUUCAAGACCUUCCGCCCGGCGGCCAUGCUGGUCGAGCGCUCGGCGGAUUUCGGCCGCACCUGGCAGGUUUAUCGCUACUUCGCCUAUGACUGCGCCUCGGCCUUCCCCAGUGCUGCCCCCGCGCCCCUGCGCAGGGUGGACGAUGUCAUCUGCGAGUCCCGCUACUCGGACAUCGAGCCGUCCAGCGAGGGGGAGGGUGUAACUGUAACCAGCACUCGCGCCGGUGCCACUUCGACAUGGCCGUGUACCUGGCCACGGGCAACACCAGCGGGGGCGUCUGUGACGACUGUCAGCACAACACCAUGGGCCGCAGCUGCCAGCUCUGCAAACCCUUCUACUACAGGGACCCCAGCCGGGACCUGCGGGACCCCGGGGCCUGCCGAGCCUGUGACUGUGACCCAGUUGGCGCCCUGGACGGUGGGAUCUGCGAUGCCCACGACGACCCGGCGCUGGGGCUCCUGGCCGGGCAGUGCCGCUGCAAGGAGCACACGCGGGGCCCACGCUGCGACCAGUGCCAGCCGGGGUUCUUCGGGCUCAGCGGGGACAACCCCCAGGGCUGCCAGCGCUGCCAGUGCCACCCCCAGGGGACAGUGUCGGAUGGGACCCAGUGCGACCCCGUCAGCGGCAACUGCUUCUGCAAGCGCUUGGUGACCGGCCGAAGCUGUGACCAGUGCCUGCCUGUCUGUGCGACCCCCAGGGCUCGCUGAGCGCUGAGUGCGAGCCCAACGGGGGGCAGUGCCAGUGCAAGGCCAGCGUGACGGGGCGUCGCUGCCACCACUGCUCCCCGGGCACCUUUGGCUUUGGGCCCAGCGGAUGCCGAGCCUGCCAGUGCAACAGUGACGGGGCCCUGAGCAGCUUCUGCGACAGCUUCAGUGGGCAGUGCCCCUGCCGGCCGGGCGCCUUUGGGCCCCGCUGCGACCGCUGCCAGCCUGGCUCCUGGGGCUUCCCCCACUGCCAGCCCUGCCAGUGCAAUGGGCACUCGGAGGAGUGCGACCCACGGACCGGCAGCUGCCUGCACUGCCGCGACCACACGGAUGGCGACAGAUGCCAGAGAUGCGCAGCUGGCCACUACGGGAACCCCACACUGGCCUCGGGGGAGCGCUGCCGGCCCUGCCCCUGCCCCGACGGGCCUGGCAGCACCCGCCACUUCGCCGCCUCCUGCCGCCAGGACAGCCGCUCCCGCCAGGUGAUCUGCAACUGCAACCCCGGCUACACAGGUCUGCGCUGCGAGGAGUGUGCCCCUGGGCACUACGGGAACCCCUCGCAGGCCGGCGGGCGCUGCCAGCCCUGCCAGUGCAACGGCAACAUUGACCUGCUGGACGCGGCGGCGUGUGAGCGGCGCUCGGGGCGCUGCCUACGCUGCCUGCAUCACACGGAGGGGGAGCACUGCCAGCACUGCCAGGCCGGCUACUACGGUGACGCCACCCGCCACAGCUGCCGGCGCUGCUCCUGUAACGUCCUGGGCACGGAGCGCAGCAAGUGCAGUGCACAGGAUGAAUGCCAGUGUGAUCGGCGUAGCGGGCAGUGCCAGUGCUUACCCAGCGUCCAGGGGCAGAGCUGUGACCGCUGCGCCCCCAACUUCUGGAACCUGGCCAGCGGGAAGGGCUGUGAGCCCUGUGCCUGCCACCCCCAGCACUCGCUGGGCCCAGCCUGCAACCAGUUCACAGGGCAGUGCCCGUGCCAGCCGGGCUUCGGGGGCCGCACCUGCGCCGACUGCCAGGAGAACCACUGGGGCGAGCCCAGUUUGCAGUGCCGAGCCUGUGACUGCGACGCCCGCGGGGUCGAGAGCUCCCAGUGCCACCGCGCCACCGGGCACUGCUCCUGCCGCCAGGGGGUGUCGGGUGUCCGCUGCGACCAGUGCGCCCGCGGCUUUUCUGGCGCCUUCCCCGACUGCCAGCCCUGCCACCAGUGCUUUGGGGACUGGGACCGUGUGGUGCAGGACCUGGCUGCCCGCAUCCGGGGCCUGGCACUGCGUGCCAAACACAUCCAGCAGACGGGCGUCGCAGGCGCCUUCGAGAGGAACUUCCGCCAGCUGGAGGAGAAGCUGGGCACGGCCCGGGCCAUCGUGGACGCCCGCAACGCCACCGCGGCGGCUAUGACCCAGCUGCUGCGCACCAUGGAGGAGCUGCGGCAGCACAUCGGCGAAGCCACGGAGACGCUGACCCAGCUGGAGGGCGAGCUCACCACGGCACAGGACGAGAACUACAACGCCAAGCGCGCCCUGGGCACCCUGGACCGCGGUGCCCGUGGCCUCAACCUCACCCUGCACGACCUGGCACGCCAGCUCCACCUGCUCAAGAACUCCAACUUCCUGGGUGCCUACGACAGCAUCCGCCAGUCCCACGCCCAGUCACGGGCGGCUGCGCAUGAUGCCAAUGCCUCCAGCCUGGCGGUGCCCAGCGCUGUGAGUGACUCCGCGGCCACCCGGCGCCGCUCGGAGCAGCUGAUGGCACGGAGGAGAGACGACUUCAACCGCCAGAGCGCGGCCAACCGGCGGGCACUGAGCGAGCUGGCCACCAGGGCCCAGACUCUGCAGCUGCGGGAGAUCAACGAGAAGGUGUGUGGUGCCCCCGGGGAUGCCCCCUGCGCCAGCAGCCCCUGCGGGGGGGCCGGCUGCCGGGACGAGGACGGCAGGCGCCACUGCGGGGGCCUCAACUGCCAGGGGGCAGUGGCCAUGGCCAGCAACGCGCGGGAGCGGGCCCGGCACGCCCAGGCCGAGUUGCACCGGGCCAUGGGUGAGGUGGAGGAGCUUUUCCACAAGGUGGCCGAGGCCAAGGGGAAGGCUGACGCGGCCCGGCUGAGGGCACAGGCGGCGCUGGACAAGGCCAAUGAGACCCGGGCGCGGGUGGAGCGCUCCAACAUGGCUCUGCGCGAGCUCAUCCACCAGAUCAAGAGCUUCCUGAGCCAGGAGGGGGCCGACCCUGACAGCAUUGAGGUGGUGGCCGGGCGGGUGCUGGCGCUUUCCAUCCCGGCCUCGCCCGACCAGAUCCGCCACCUGGCCGAGGAUAUCAAGGAGCGGGUCAGCAGCCUGGCCAACGUGGAUGCCAUCCUGGAGCAGACGGCAGGCAAUGUGCGCCGGGCGGAGCAGCUGCUGCAGGACGCCCGCAGGGCCAGGUCCCGGGCUGAGAGCGUGAAGAACGCGGCUGAAGUGGGGAGGCGGGCGCUGGAGGAUGCCAGGCGAGCCCAGAGCGCCGCCGAGAGCGCCAUCCGCAGCGCCAGCAACGACAUCCGCCACACGCAGGGCACCCUGAGCACGAUCCAGCUGCAGGCGGCGAGCACAGAGCGCCAGCUGCAGGGCGCCAUGGAGCAGGUGGAGCGGCUGGACAGCCAGCUGGGUGCGCUGAAGAUGAAACGAGCCAAUAACAGCCUGGUGGCCACUCGGGCCCAGGACACGGCCAACACCGCGCACGCCCGGGCCGGGGAAGUCAAGCAGCUGGCAGAGGGGCGGCUGGAGGCCGAGUACCAGGCGGCGCAGGAGCUGGUGCAGAGCCAGGCGCGUGGCACGCUGCAGGCCAGGCACCGGGCGGAGUGGCUGCGUGAUGAGGCCAAGGCCCUCCUGCGGGAUGCUCAGGGCAAGCUGCAGCACCUGACAGCGCUGGAGGGGUCGUACCAGGAGAACGAGCGGGUGCUGGAGGAGAAGGCAGCCCAGCUAGACGGGCUAGAGGCCAAGGUGAAAAGCAUUGUGGGUGCCAUCAACCAGCAGAUCCAGAUCUACAACACCUGCCAGUGACCCCGAGUGCCCACCGGCCUGUCCCCACCGUCCCCCGACCCAGCCAGCCCGUCCCCAUGUCCAGCCCCCUCUCCAUGUCUGCCAGGGCCUGGGCUUCCCUGCAUGGCUUCGGCCCCCCUGGGAGAACCCUGCCCCCUCGGCACCGUCACUGCUGGGCUGUGCUCAGGACUCCCUCCUGCACAGCCUCGGGACAUCCUGGGCCCCUGCCCUGGGCUGGCACGGUGCCCUUCCCACAGCCCAGGGCGCUGCUGCUGCCUCCAGCCGGGGGCACCAGGACCCUGGCCCAGCGCUAGGCUGGGGGCUGAGGGGGACUCGCACCCUCCACAGCAGGCAGGGCACAAGGUCCACGAGACGAGGUCUUGCAGCCUGUGGUGCUUUGCCCUGGCACAUGGCGGGGGCAGCUUGCGUGUGAAUAAAGCCCUCGCCUGGCA